Molecule: messenger RNA, 2263 nt
Organism: Caenorhabditis sp. 36 PRJEB53466
Lineage: Eukaryota; Metazoa; Nematoda; Chromadorea; Rhabditida; Rhabditidae
Source: the annotation of a GenBank genome assembly
AUGCCGGACCACGGACGCAUGCCCAGAAACUUGUCAUCGACCAAGGUAUGAACAACUAUAAUCAGAUUGGGAAGGAAUACAUCGAAAUUUGUUUUUUUUAGAUCGCAAGAACGAUUGCCGGUGAAGAUCUCGAUGAGGAGGAGGUUGUGGAAAUGGAUUUCGGUCAGAGUGCGCGCGAAGAAGGUCGUUUCGUGUUCGAAUGUGCAUGGGAAGUGGCCAACAAAGUGGGAGGAAUCUACACGGUGCUGCGAAGCAAGGCACAAAUCAGCACGCAAGAGCUCGGCGAUCAAUACUGCAUGUUCGGACCAAUGAAGGACGGAAAGUGGCGGCUCGAGGUGGAACCGAUUGAGCCUGAAAACAGAACAAUCCGCGCGGCGAUGAAACGCUUCCAGGCCGACGGAUUCAGGUGUAUGUACGGAAGAUGGCUGAUUGAAGGUUACCCGAAAGUCAUUCUUUUCGAUUUGGGGUCUGGCGCCGCCAAAAUGAACGAAUGGAAGCAGGAGCUGUUCGAGAAGUGCAAGAUUGGCAUUCCGCACGAGGACAUCGAGUCGAACGACGCCGUCAUUCUCGGAUUCAUGGUCGCCAUCUUCCUGAAGCACUUCCGCGAAUCGGUCACCAGCUAUCGGCCACUUGUCGUCGCCCAUUUUCACGAAUGGCAAGCAGGAGUCGGUCUCCUGAUGACUCGCUUGUGGAAGCUGGACAUCGCCACCGUCUACACAACCCAUGCCACCCUUCUCGGACGGCAUUUGUGUGCUGGAGGAGCCGAUUUAUAUAACAACCUGGACAGUUUCGAUCUUGACGCCGAGGCCGGAAAGCGAAAGAUCUAUCAUCAGUACUGCCUGGAAAGAGCCGCAUGCCAGACCGCGCACGUAUUCACCACAGUCUCGGAAAUCACGGGACUUGAAGCCGAGCACUUUUUGCGCCGCAAACCUGAUGUGCUCACUCCAAACGGAUUGAACGUCUUCAAGUUCGCCGCUCUGCACGAGUUCCAGAAUUUGCACGCGCAAAACAAGGAGAAGAUCAAUCAGUUCAUCCGGGGGCACUUCCACGGGCAUCUUGAUUUUGACAUCGACAAGACGCUCUACUUCUUCACUGCCGGACGAUAUGAAUUCUCGAACAAAGGCGGAGACAUGUUCAUCGAAUCGUUGGCCCGUCUCAACCAUUACCUCAAGACGACGAGCGAUCCACGUCACAUGGGAGUGACCGUCGUCGCUUUCCUGAUCUAUCCAGCUCCCGCAAACUCGUUCAACGUCGAAUCCCUGAAGGGACAGGCGGUGACGAAGCAGUUGAAGGAAGCCGUCGAUAGAAUCAAGGAGAAGGUCGGGCAGAGAAUCUUCGACAUUUGCCUGCAGGGGCACCUUCCCGACGCUGAGGAGUUGCUCUCUCCGGCAGACAACAUUCUGGUGAGUUCGCUUCCCGAUUCAUCCUCAACAGUUCAUAAUUUCAGCUGAAACGUUGCAUCAUGGCUCUCCACAACUCAAGUCUCCCGCCCAUCUGCACUCACAACAUGAUCCGAGCUGACGACCCAGUUCUGGAAGCUCUUCGGAGAACUGCCCUUUUCAACAAGCCGGAGGAUCGCGUGAAAGUUGUCUUCCAUCCGGGUAUCCCGUUUGAAUAAUCUCGAUCACCAUCCUCAAUUCUCAGAAUUCCUCUCGUCUGUUUCCCCACUGAUUGGCCUCGACUACGAGGAUUUCGUACGCGGUUGUCAUUUGGGAGUCUUCCCUUCGUACUACGAACCAUGGGGAUACACGCCUGCCGAAUGCACUGUGAUGGGCAUUCCGUCUGUGUCUACUAACCUUUCCGGAUUCGGAUGCUUCAUGCAAGAGCACGUGGAGGACCACGAGCAGAAGGGAAUCUACGUGAUCGAUCGGCGACACAAGUCGGCCGAAGAGUCCGUCCAGGAGUUGGCGCACGCCAUGUGAGUUCCAGUUAUGCCGUAGGAACUCGAAAUUCCAAAUCUGUUUUGCAGGUACGACUUCUGCGGACAGUCGCGUCGUCAACGCAUCAUUCUUCGCAACGCCACCGAAGGGCUGGCCGCUCUACUUGAUUGGCAGAACUUGGGAGUGUUCUAUCGGUAGGAUAUAGAAGUGAGCGACAGUUUUUCACGAAUUAAUCUCAUUUCAGCGAAUGCCGUCGCCUCGCACUUGAGAAGCUUCAUCCUGACGUCGAAAAGAUCAUCCGUGAGAACGAAGGAAAGGUUCCAUCUGCCGCCACGUCACGCCGUCCAUCCGUCCAUUCGAGCGACGGCGAGGACGAGGAGUAG